This is a messenger RNA of Closterium sp. NIES-67, 3494 nucleotides long. The record is from the annotation of a GenBank genome assembly. NCBI's taxonomy places the organism in Eukaryota, Viridiplantae, Streptophyta, Zygnematophyceae, Desmidiales, Closteriaceae.
UGAGAGCACCAGUGGGAGCACGUCCAGCAGUGCUACCACGUGCCUAGCUGCCACCCUCACCAGCGCCACGUCGGGCGUGGCUCUCACGAGAAGCGCCCUGCACUCCCCGUCCGUCAUGCGUGGACACACAGAACCAUUCGCCUCCGUGCAGUACUACUACUGCAUAAAAUCUGGAGUCUUUGGGAUGAUAGCCUCCUUGAGCGCGCGUGUCUUCGUUCUUCGUUAUUCUGCACAGGGUACACGGUCGUCAUGCGAAACGCUAUGCAUCUAAUAGUCCUCAGGCUCGGCGCGCUACUCUUCUUGGCGAGCGCGCUUUCAAGUUGCUCCCUGUCGGCCGCUCAGACCAUCGACUCGUCGCAAGAUGCGUUUCUGUUGGACUGCCAGGACGCAUGGGGCGCGAACAUGGCAGGGUGGACGCCGGGGGGCAACUGCGCGAAUGCAUCCUUCCUCACAUGCGAUGCUGCGGGGAUGAUCACCAACAUCACAAUUGAGCACAUAUCGCUGGGGGGGCCGCUGCCCGACUCCAUUGGCGACCUCGUUCAGCUCACUCACCUACAGCUAGGGGACAACGGCCUCAUUGGCACUAUCCCUGCCUCCAUCACUCUCCUCACCAACCUCGUCUACCUACUGCUCGGGGACAACGGCCUCACUGGCACUAUCCCUGGAUCCAUCACUCUCCUCACCAACCUCGUCUACCUAGCCAUCAACGGCAACAACAUCACUGGCACCAUUCCUCCCUCCAUUGGCAAUCUCGCAGCACUGACUCACCUGUCGUUCUAUACAACGCAUCUGAGUGGCUCCAUUCCUCCCUCCAUAGGAAACCUCACCAACUUGGCCAACUUAGGGCUCACCACCAACCGGUUGAGUGGCAGCAUCCCGGACACCAUCGGCGCCAUGACCAGCCUUCAAGUCAUCCAGAUCCUUGUGAACAGUGUCUCGGGGUCGAUUCCACAGUCCAUCAGCAAUCUUUCACGCCUCUAUUACCUGGGGUUAACAUUAACCAAGCUGAGUGGCACCAUUCCGUCGUCCAUCGGAAAUCUCCUCAACCUGCGAUCCGUGUACCUGGACCGCAAUGAGCUGAGUGGACCCAUCCCGCCAUCACUGGGCGACCUCACCAACCUUGAGAGCCUGUUUCUGGGCAGCAAUCAGCUGGAGGGCUUCAUCCCAGCGUCACUUGGCAACCUUGCCAACCUCUUGUACCUGGGGCUGGAUGCAGCUGGCCUGACAGGGCCCAUCCCUCCUGCGCUGGGUGAUCUCACCAAUCUCGCAAGCCUAGCUCUCAGGGAAAAUCAACUGCGGGGCUCCAUCCCAGCAUCACUGGGCAACCUUGUCAACCUCACCAACCUACUAUUGAAUGGGAACGGGUUGACAGGCUCCAUCCCCUCGUCUUUUGCACAGCUCACAAGGCUUCAACACUUCGAUGCAGCCAACAACUCUUUGACCGGGACCUUCCCCACAUUCCUUGGCUCUCUGCCUCAGCUCACUCAGGUCGCCACGGAGGGUAACUUCCUCGUGUGCCCGGCAGACAGUGGCUCGUGCACGCUCAACACACUCGACCCUUCCAACCCCUGCAUGCUCUGUGGCUUCAUCUGUGGGGCGUGCUUGCAGCAAGCCCCCCCUUCUAUGCCCUCCCCCCCAGCAUCACCCUCACUAGCACCGCCCUCACAAGCCGCACCCUCACUAGCGCCGCCCUCACAAGCAUCACCCUCACUAGCGCCGCCCUCACAAGCAUCACCCUCACUAGCGCCGCCCUCACAAGCAUCACCCUCACUAGCACCGCCCUCACAAGCAGCACCUCCGUCCACCCCACCGCCCUCGUCACCUCCACCCCCUGUUGCCCCUCCCUCUUCACUUCCUCCCACCACUCCCCUCUCACCUGCAUCACCUCCCUCUGCACCGCCAACGCCUUCCUCUGGAGCCGGCCUGUCAACGGCUGCCAUCAUCGGCGUUGCGGCUGCUGCUGGUGCUGCCAUAGUGGCCGUGCUGCUGCUGGCGGUGUGCCUGUGCAUGAGAGCAGUCAGCAGCCAGCAGCAUUCGGAACACCCUGCAGGCUUCCCUGUUGCAGCACCAGGUGCGGAGGCAGCAGCAGCGCUGGCUCUACAGGCAAGGGCAGGGGGUGGGGGAGCAGCGUUGGAUGCAGGAAUGGUAGGGCUGGGUGGGGCGGGGCCCCAUGUGUGCAGGAAGUACUCCCUGGCGGAGAUGGCGAGGGCCACGGGGGAUUGGGCAGAGGGGAACAGGAUUGGCAGCGGCAGCUUUGGGGAUGUGUACAAGGGCGCAUCUCCCCAUGACCCCUCUGAGCUAUGGGCUGUGAAGCGCGCCAAGCUGCUCACCAAUGACUUCCACAGAGAGGUGAAGGAGAUGGAGUCGAAGCACCACCCGAACCUGGUGCGGCUGCUGGGGUACUGUGUGGACGUGGACGCGGCCACGGCGCGCAUGGAGCAAGUGCUCGUGUAUGAGUUCAUGGCGAACGGGGACCUCGAGGCCUGGAUUGGACCCGGUGUCCCCAGGUCCCUGACAGCGCAGCAGCGGCUGGAUGUUCUCGUAGGGGCGGCUCAGGGGCUGCGGUACCUGCAUGAGUUUGGCAUUGUGCAUCGCGACAUCAAGCCAGCCAACAUCCUCCUGGACUCCAAGAUGCAGGCUCGAAUUGCAGACUUCGGCCUUGUGAGGCUGGUGGGAGGCACUUCAAUGACUGCCACUCGAGUGAUGGGAACACCGGGCUAUGUGGACCCUGCCUACUUGAAGACACAGAAGGCCACUCCUACAGCUGAUGUGCACAGCUUUGGAGUCGUGAUGCUGGUGGUGAUCACAGCACGCAAGGCCAUUCAUAUGGGCGAUGACAGCCAGACCACCCUCAAGCAAUGGGUGGCUCCGCUGGUGGCAUCCAACGCAGUGGCGGCAUUCAAGGACCCGCAAUUGGAAGCACCGGACAAUUUGGUGUUACGCAUGGCUCGCCUUGCCCUUGCCUGCACAGCCAUGCCCACUGCCUCGCGCCCCUCCAUGAUCCGCAUACUGGCUGAGCUCCAGCAGAUGAAGAGUGACUUCUUUGGAGCUGACCUGGACAGGGCAGCAUGCCGCAUUGACAGGGAGCUUGCCUUCAUUGCAGUGGAUGCUAAUUUCAGUGCCGAGAUUGCCCGUGCAAAGAACAUAGGCCUUCUCGCAGGAUCGUCUGGCAGUACAUAAUCUCAUGAACUGUGUCGAUAAGUGAAGCUAUUGUGUCGACAAGCUUAUUGUAUUAUCGACAUCCAUUUUAUGAUCUCCUCGGAAUAUGUGCACAGGGUAGCAAACUCAUGGAGGGGGAUAAAACCCUGAUCACGCUAGAAGACGAUCGUGGUAGAAUAUAAGGCCUUCGAAGUUAUACGUGGAGGAUUACCGUAUUCCCCCGGAUAAAACACCCGCCGGAAUUAAUCACCCAUGGGUGGUUUGGGCGGACCUGGGUGCUUUAUUAAACUGGAUAUUCAUACCACCCUAGUUUUUGGCAUGAAUCCUAUACACCA